CUUUACAACGUCGUGUUCAUUCCUUAGAAGUUUUCUUGAGAGAAUAUGUAGUAGACAUUAAAUACUUGAAAGAAUUGAAAGAAGAUGGUGUAACGAGGGAAGUUGAGGGAAACGAUAUGCUUCCUAUCAAC
Funneliformis mosseae is the source of this 131-nucleotide messenger RNA. The record is from the annotation of a GenBank genome assembly. Lineage: Eukaryota; Fungi; Glomeromycota; Glomeromycetes; Glomerales; Glomeraceae.